This is a messenger RNA of Lottia gigantea (owl limpet), 1554 nucleotides long. RefSeq lists its product as hypothetical. Bases 1 to 1554 code for a protein of 517 amino acids. NCBI's taxonomy places the organism in Eukaryota, Metazoa, Mollusca, Gastropoda, Lottiidae. Gene Ontology annotation, biological process: mitochondrial translation; glutaminyl-tRNAGln biosynthesis via transamidation. Gene Ontology annotation, molecular function: glutaminyl-tRNA synthase (glutamine-hydrolyzing) activity. The record is from RefSeq and is a predicted model, not a curated record. The transcript has 10 exons. Gene Ontology annotation, cellular component: glutamyl-tRNA(Gln) amidotransferase complex; mitochondrion.
AUGCUGUCAUUACCGAUCAGAGAGGUAUUAAAACAUUUAAAAGAAGGUAAAAUAACAGCAAGAGAUCUGAUUGAACUAUGUUUAAAACGAUCAGAGAAAGUGAAGGAGUUAAAUAUAUUUGUAACAGAAACAGGAGAAUUAGCUCGACAACAAGCUGAUGAUUCUUCUAAUAGAUUGAAAUCAGGAAAUGAAAUCGGACCACUAGAAGGUAUACCGAUUGGAUUUAAAGAUAAUUUUUGUUCGAAUGGAAUCAGGACAUCAUGUGGAUCUCGAAUGCUGGCCAACUUUAUUCCACCAUACCAUGCUACUAUGAUAGAAAAAACCCUGAACAAUGGAGGUGUGUUACUCGGCAAGACAAAUAUGGAUGAGUUUGCUAUGGGAGCAGGAAGUGUAGACAGUGCCUCGGGACCAGUCAGAAAUCCCUGGAAAUACAAAUUUAAAUCUCGCAGACAUAAAAACAACCAAUCAGAAGAUAGCAAGGGUCAUGUGACAGACAAGGAAGAUGAUGAUUGGUUGAUAACAGGAGGAAGUUCUGGUGGGUCAGCUGCAGCUGUGGCUAGCGGCGUCUGCUUUGGUGCAUUUGGAUCUGAUACAGGUGGCUCCACUCGUAUCCCAGCAUCCUUCUGUGGUGUAACAGGAUUAAAACCGAGCUAUGGUCGUCUGUCACGACAUGGUCUCAUUCCAUUGGUUAAUUCUAUGGAUGUACCAGGUAUUAUUGGUAAAACUACUGAAGAUGUCGCUACAAUACUUAAUUGUGUAUCUGGGUUAGAUUUGAAAGAUUCCACAACUCUACCUGGUUCUUACCAACCUGUAAAUCUCCAGGAAUCUAUAGAUGUUAAAAAACUACAUAUUGGCAUCCCCAAGGAAUAUCAUGCCCCCGAUACAACGGAAGAUGUUAUAACAACGUGGGGUCAGAUAGCUGAUAUGUUGGAUAACGCGGGGGCGAAAGUCAGUCAGGUAUCGCUACCCUAUACACAAUAUUCUAUAAAAGUCUACUCUGUAUUGUGUUGUUGUGAGGUAGCUAGUAAUAUGGCUAGAUAUGAUGGUAUAGAGUUCGGUUAUCGAGGUACUAAUGAACAAUCAACAGAAGAAAUGUUUGCAUCGAGUCGCCAUCAUGGCUUCAACGACGUCGUUAGAGGUAGAAUUAUGGCGGGAAACUAUUUUCUAUUAAAAGAAAAUUAUGAACGAUAUUUUAUACAAGCUCAGAAAAUACGAAGAUUAAUCAGUGAAGAUUUUCAGAAAGUAUUUAAGUCUGGUGUUAAUAUGUUGGUUACCCCGACAACCAUCAAUCCAGCGUUACCAUACCGAUAUUUUAUGGAAGAAGAUAAUCAGACACGUUGUUCACAACUUGAUGUUUUUACACAACCUUCAAAUUUAGCAGGAAUCCCAGCACUUACUCUUCCAGUCAGUCUUUCUACUGAUCAAUUACCAAUUGGAAUCCAGAUCCUGGCACCACAUCUCCAUGACGAUAAAGUCUUGUUGCUAGGCAACUGGAUAGAACAACAAGUUAACUUUCCGUUUUUAAAUUUAGACUGUUUAGAUGAGGGUGUGUGA